Benincasa hispida (wax gourd) is the source of this 1316-nucleotide messenger RNA. It is a transcript of the gene GRF2, whose product is annotated as general regulatory factor 2. The record is from RefSeq and is a predicted model, not a curated record. NCBI's taxonomy places the organism in Eukaryota, Viridiplantae, Streptophyta, Magnoliopsida, Cucurbitales, Cucurbitaceae.
UCAAUCCAUCUCCCCAAUCCGGUCUUCGUCCUCAACGCAAUUAUCGCUCCACUAUCUCUUGCAAAAGAGAAAAAAGAGAGAGAGAAAAAAAAAAAAAAGUUCUCCAACUUCUUCUCUUCGGCUCUGUAUUUCGAUUCAGCCAUUCUCAAACUCUACAGAUCUAAUCGUUCUUCUUUGUUUUCUGCAAUGGCGGUCACCUCUUCCCCUCGUGAGGAGUAUGUUUACAUGGCUAAGCUUGCCGAGCAAGCUGAGCGUUACGAGGAGAUGGUCGAGUUUAUGGAGAAGGUCUCCGCCGCUACAGACAACGAGGAACUCACCGUCGAGGAGCGGAACCUUCUCUCUGUUGCUUACAAGAAUGUUAUUGGAGCACGUAGAGCUUCCUGGAGGAUCAUUUCCUCUAUUGAACAGAAAGAGGAGAGCCGAGGAAACGAUGAUCAUGUUUCCAUCAUCCGUGAAUACAGAUCUAAGAUCGAGACUGAGCUCUCUAACAUUUGCGAUGGGAUCCUUAAGCUUCUUGACUCUCGUCUCAUUGCCUCCGCUGCGUCUGGUGACUCCAAGGUGUUUUAUCUUAAGAUGAAGGGCGAUUAUCAUAGAUACCUUGCUGAAUUCAAGACCGGAGCUGAGCGCAAGGAAGCUGCUGAAAGUACCCUCACUGCUUAUAAAUCUGCACAGGAUAUUGCAAAUGCUGAACUUGCUCCUACUCACCCCAUACGACUUGGGCUGGCUUUGAACUUCUCAGUGUUCUAUUAUGAGAUUCUGAAUUCACCUGAUCGUGCUUGCAGCCUUGCCAAACAGGCUUUCGAUGAAGCAAUUGCUGAGUUGGAUACACUGGGCGAGGAAUCAUACAAAGAUAGCACUUUGAUCAUGCAACUUCUUCGCGACAACCUCACCCUAUGGACUUCAGACAUGCAGGAUGAUGGAGAUGAGAUUAAAGAAGCAGCUCCAAAACGCGAUGAUGAAUAGUAGUGAGCUUAUUGAUUUGCACGUGCAGUAUUCAACUUCUCCUUUACAUGUUUUAUUCUGGAGAAGUGCUUGUUUGGAAAUUUGGCUUUUCUAUUAUUAUCUAGGUAUUUCUUAGCCUUUAUCAUCACCACACUCUGGAAAAAAAAAAACGCGCUCGUUUGCCUUUCCCCCGUCUUUUCUUUUUCUUCUUUUGACCAAUCAAUUCGAUGUCUCUGAAUUGGCUUGUUUUUCUCGAAUAUAAAUUCUAUAUAUUAUUAAGCAUCAUGUAACUGAUCUACCUUUCGUCUCUUACACGGUACGAUACAGAUCCUUCCCAAGUAAUUAUAUAAACUAUCUCUGCUGUCUGAUUCGAA